Cyprinodon tularosa is the source of this 2909-nucleotide messenger RNA. It is a transcript of the gene simc1, whose product is annotated as SUMO interacting motifs containing 1. The record is from RefSeq and is a predicted model, not a curated record. The coding region runs from base 378 to 2864 and encodes 828 amino acids. Lineage: Eukaryota; Metazoa; Chordata; Actinopteri; Cyprinodontiformes; Cyprinodontidae. The transcript has 10 exons.
GCGCCAUACAGCAGAGGAAAUAAAUGUGACAGGCAAAAACAAGGAAGCGGUGAAGCGACACCUAAUCUUACACUGCUGUUUUUUUAAAUAAAUAAUAGUUUUUAAGGUUUAAAAACUGGUUUAAUUUGAAGUAAUGAAUGGCGGACAGCAUCGUGAUUGCCUUUGACUCAAACAGGGAAAUGCUUUCUGUUUGACGUUGUCAUGCGGUUCGUGGAAAACAAAAUAGGCAUUUUCUCCUCUCACUAUUGCUCGUCUUUGUUCGGGACUGGGCCAGCCAGCACGGGUCUUCAUGCCGGGGUGAAACUUUCGUGAUCGGCUGACCGGGAGCUGAUCUCUUUGCCGUUGCUUGGAGUUGUCUGCUCGGCGGGAGGCGCUGGAUGACCGGGGUUGACAUGGAUGACGCCAUCUCCCUCAGCUCAGGAGACUCCGAUGUUGAGAUCGUUGGGUCUUACGGAGGCUUCAAGUCUAAACCGCCGCUUUCUGAGGUUCGGGUGGACGUUGAAGCUGUGAACAUCAACAUCCCACGGCAUUAUAUCGACCUCACUGAUCCAAGAUGGGCUUGUCCAGAGCUCAAGCUGCGCCCAAGGCUUAAUCUCACAGAAACACCUGUAAUAGACUUGACUGAGAACCAGACAAAGGAGACAGAACCAGAGACAAACGGCUGUCCUCUAAAUGGGGACAGUGGGUUGGAACAAGGCAUCAUGAAUGGGAAUAACAUCCUAAACAGCCAAGAUUUUAAACAACUAAAAAACUUUUCAGAAGGCUCUGAUGUUUUCUGUCCUCAGGAGAUCUGUCAGACUCCAAAGCCAAAGAAUAGAUGUUUGGAUUUUCCUACCCAACUACAGAAGCAAAAUGUUCCAGUAAAACCCUCUCAGGAUUUCCCCGAUGUGAAACUGGAGCUAUUGUCAUCUCUCAAAUCACAUACCAAAGGACUAGAAACUUCAGGGCCUAGCCAACCGCAAACCAACGUUUCUGAGCAGAUUUCACUGUGUUCUACACAGGACUAUAACGGUGCAUCACAAAAAUGGAAAACUAGGUUAGAAAUGACUCCUUCUUCAUUAAAUAUGUCUCAAGUGGACUCGGUGGUCACCGAGUGUCUUCCAGAACGGUUGAAAUCUGCAGCGGAAGGACAUGAAACCCCAAAGGAACAUAUAAGCAAACUGUUACAGGAUCAGACAAUGGAGCCCCUUCAAGUUACUGCUGAUUGUCUGAAUGCAAAGGAGGGAUUGGAUUCAAUUCUAAACCAGCACAAAGCUAUAGAAAACAAUCUAGAUGGCUUUCAUUCUUUAGAAAUGAUUACGUCAUCAACUCUUACAUCUUCAUCUCAACAUCAAACACAAAACAAAGAUUUUUGCUCAGUCUUGGAAAUGCCAGCUUUAGACAAGUCUAAACCCAGACAAAGAUAUUGCUCCGAUAAUCCUUCCUCCGUCCAUGGCGACCAGUCACCCAAGUCCGACCACACGCCUCGUAGAUGCACCCCUGAGUUGAAGCUGGAGACUCACAGAGAGGAUACAGGGGGGGCCAGUCCAAUAUCAUUGCCAUGGCAAGACGAAAGUGACGAAGAAGAUAUGAACGAAGAGAGCAGUCACUGCUCAGACUUCAGAGCAGUCAGUCGAGAAGAUCGGAGACACGUUUGCCCAAUUACUCUAAAGAAACUGAGGGCGGUUCAACGAUACGUUCUGAUCAAGAGAGACAAUGAGAACCCCAAAGCUGGUGAGGUGCUGUGUCGUCAGAAGCUGAGUCUGGUUUACAGUACAAUCGAGGAGAACUACCCAGAAGGCACUUUGCACCUGCUGUCUGACCUACUGCAGCCUGGUUACUAUCCUCCCAAAGAUAUAACCACCCACCUUCUUCGUGGGAUUCUGCUUGACCCACACUGUCCUUAUCACCUCUGCAUACAGUCUUUUAAUCUGCUGAUGAAGACCCAGAGACACCAUCGAGCUAAUAGAUCGUCGAUUCCUUGGGAUUGGGAGCUGCUUACUUCAAUCAUAUCCAAUAAACUUCAGAACGCCAAGGAACAAAAUGAUGACAAUCAGAAGCAUAAAUGGGAUGUUAUGCGCAUGCUUUUAGAGUACUCUGUGCAGACUUUAGAGGAUGACUUCAUUGCCAGAUGCAGUUCGUCUUCCCUUGGCCACUCGAUUGCAAAGGCGACCCUAUCAUGUGAUCGGCAGUUUUCUCGUGUCAGAGAUGUCAUAAAGUGGCUGUUUUGCAUCAUUAUGAAAACAACAGAGAAUGAAGACAGCAACGAAGGAAUUAAAAAGAAAGAUAACCAAAUCGGAAUAGUUUCCAGCUUCCAAAGGAUGCUGUGUCUGGCUCUGGAGGUUGACCGUUCUCCUGCUCUGAACGCUGCCAAGCUUUCCCAGGAGCUCUUCCAUAUGGUCCUCAGCCACAUGCCUCAAAGAGCACACAGGAUGCUGUUGCUGGAGAGCCUGCAGAGUAAGCUGCUGAGAUGUAAGCUGUUGGAACAGUUGCUGGACUAUGCAUGCCCACUCAAAAGCUCUUGUUCCAUGUCGCUUAGCCUGCUGCUGCACUUUUUGAAGAACUGCACUCUGGCAGCAGACCCAACGGAUGGCUUGGAACGUUGGCGAAAGUGGGAAGAGUUGAUACAUCUUCUGUGGAUGUUGCUGCUCAGCUAUGAUGAAGCAAUGAAUGGCUACUUGACCAGCUCUACCUCUGAACAAAUUGGAAAAGGAGGCACAUUAGUUUACAAGCCAGCCGACAAGGUGUCAAAGUCAGCUGUUCGAGAAGCAGUGGAAGCUUUCCUGUCCAGAUCCAAAGCAGACAUUGGGGAAACCUUACCUCUACAUGUGGAAGAGUCCCUAACUUAUCUCCAAGAUCACCUGUUGGAUGUCUGUCAGUGCUGAUAUUAAAAUAAAAAUACUUUACUACUGAUUUUAGACACUGGGAAA